Messenger RNA from Penicillium nucicola, 474 nucleotides. RefSeq names its product E2 SUMO-conjugating protein UBC9. Gene Ontology annotation, cellular component: nucleus. NCBI's taxonomy places the organism in Eukaryota, Fungi, Ascomycota, Eurotiomycetes, Eurotiales, Aspergillaceae. The record is from RefSeq and is a predicted model, not a curated record. The transcript has 4 exons. The coding region runs from base 1 to 474 and encodes 157 amino acids. Gene Ontology annotation, molecular function: SUMO conjugating enzyme activity. Gene Ontology annotation, biological process: protein sumoylation.
AUGUCUCUCAGCCAGAACCGUCUCCAGGAGGAACGGAAGCAGUGGCGACGCGACCAUCCCUUCGGCUUUGUCGCAAAGCCAGCACGAACUCCUCAAGGCGGCUUGGACCUCAAGACCUGGGAAUGCGCCAUUCCCGGCAAGACCAAGACUAUCUGGGAGGGUGGACUUUUCAAGUUGACUUUGAUUUUCCCCGAUGAAUACCCCACCAAGCCACCAAAGUGCAAAUUCACGCCACCUUUGUUCCACCCCAACGUUUACCCUUCGGGCACAGUCUGCCUGUCCAUCCUCAAUGAAGAGGAAGAUUGGAGACCUGCGAUUACCAUCAAGCAACUCUUGCUCGGCAUUCAGGAUCUCCUCGAUAACCCCAACCCAGAGUCGCCCGCGCAGGCCGAUGCCUACAACCUGUUCAAGAAGGAUCGACCUGCAUAUGAGCGCAAGGUCCACCAGGUGGUGAAGGAGAACCAGCCUGUUUAA